UAAAAAUCAAACCGUUGUCAUAAUAACAAAUAUUAUUUGUAAAAAAAACAGGAAAGGAAGUCAAACGCUAUACAAUAAAUAUACAAUUUAUAUUUUAUGGAGGAAGAAGAAGCCGAUGAUUCAGAAUUCUACCGCCACCUCAAGCAGCAAUUAUUCAUCGAAGGAGACUUAGAAGGGGCCGAUGGCUCGGAGACUUUGCCAACCUCCACCACAGAGACGUCCGAAUUCGAUGCGGACGCUGAGGGCGAGACCUCAACUGACGAUUACAUUUGCACCUGCCCGUGGCUCGAUGAGAUCGCGCGGGAACCGUCUGAGAGCGAGGGCGGCGGUACCAUUGCGUCGCCGACGCCGUCGGAUCUUCUCUAUGAUGAACUUGUCCAUCGUAAUUACGUGUGUACGGACAUCGAGGGGCCGUCAAGUGAUGAUUCGCGUCUUACACCCGACCGUGUAGGUGGCGGGAUUAACUAUAUGGUGCCAUUUAAAAUAAGAUGGAGUUUCGGUUUUGCAAUCAAAUCAAUGUUGAUCAACUUAACGCGUGUUGAUCGUAAAGAGUUUUACAUUGCCACAGCGCAUAAAGGGAAUAUAUUUAAUUAUGAAACAAAUUCAAUGCGAUAUGUACAUGGCCAUAUUAAACCUGUAAAGGCAGUAUCUGUAGAUCGAACUGGAACAUGGUUAGUCACCGGGGGAUAUGGUGAAAAUAGUAAAGUAAUCGUCACUGACACUAUAAAAUGCAAACAGUUGCUAAUUUUAAACAAUCCACCUGGUGAUUUAGGCUCGUUACUUUUGGGCAUGGCUCCAGACGCACGCUACUUUUUUUCAGUGCAUUAUCCUGAAGCGCCCGUAAUAAAAAUAUGGAAGUGGACAUACGGAGCAGAUAAACCAGAUUCUGAGUAUCGCAUAACAAAAACGCACAUUGGUAAACCCUGUCGAAUCGUUUUUCAUCCGAAUGAUCAAAACUUUUUCAUGAUUGCAUUCGAAAAGAUAAUCAUGUUAGCUCAUUGGAAUGGCGAUGACAAUCAAGUUGAAGAUGUAGUUUAUGUGAAUGCAACGCGUAAAAUGGGAAUAAUGACCGAUUGUGAGAUGGCCAUGAAUCGACAUGAAGUGUACGCAUGUACUAGUACCGGAUAUAUUGCUAUUUUCGGCAAUGUGCUCUUCACCGAAAAUAUUCGUGAGCAUCCCUUGAAUACGAAUAAAAUGUAUGUAAAGAAAAUUAAAGUUACACGAACCAGUAUCAAGACAAUGCGCUGUCCCGAUAAUGUUAUUUGUAUAUUAGACGAAAAUGGCAUACUGAAGUUUUUAGAUACAAAUAUUCUACUUCUUUACUGGAUAGAAAGUGAAUUGCCGACUAUUCAAGUGAUUAGUUUUAGUCUCGAGCAUAUUAAAAGUGUCAAGAGUAAAAUGGAUAUGAAACUUGCGGCAUCACCAAGCAAUCAGCAACCAUUUACCGAUGAAGAUGCUGAAGAAGAAGAUCGAUCUUUGGAUUACGAAAUGUUAUUGAAAAAAGGAGUGCGUUCGCGGGCGUCGCUUUUACAGCGACCUUUUAUCGUACGCGAUUUUAUAGUCGGUUGUAAAGAUGGGCGCAUUUUUCACGUUGAUAUCGUGAAGGAUAUUUAUCAGCCAUACUUUUCGAUUGCCGAUUCAGCUGUUGCAUCAUUAUCUGUUUCAACAGUUCGAUCAUUACUCUAUGUUGCGUAUCAAAGUGGACGUGUUACUAUCUUUGAUUAUGAUUCGUUGCAAUGUGUCAUUACAUCUACGGCACUCGUGCAGAAACCGCGCCGGCGGCGAAUAAAUGUACACGAAGAGGAAGAAAUCACGGUUUUGAAUAGUUUUAUACUUAUAUCAAAUAUGGAUAUUCACUUGGUUGUCGCUAGAACAAACGGUGCUCUUAUUUUUUUGAGUCCUGAUUUGAGGCCAAUCCGAGAACAACGAUACAAGUUUACGACUACAAACAUUGAACGCAUGGCUUUUUCAGAAAACAAUCAAUUUUUAGCAUUUUGUGAUUCUGGUAAAACAAUGAAUGUGCUUCGUUAUUACGAAGAAUCCUGGUACAUGUACAUGAAGUUUCGAGGGCAUACCGAACCGAUUACCGAUAUUUUGUUUUUGCAUUUUGAAAAUCCGAGAUUGUAUACUAUCGGGGAAGAUCGCUAUAUAGUGGAAUAUAGUUUAGAAGAAGAAGACAAGGAAAUGCCAUUGAAAAACCGUACGAAAAUUGAAGAUACUGCUAUUCCUUUAUGCUUCCUUUACUAUCCAUCGCCGCCAAACGACGAGAAAUAUUUUUUCGUGGCAAAUAGCGAGUACAAAUUUAAAUUAAUCCAUGAAAAAACUAUGAAAUGUCGAUCGUUAACGGUUGGCCCACAUCAUGGGUGCUACGAAACCCCAGUGUCACGAAUGAAAGUACUACCAAAUAGCAACGGAAAGUUUAUCAUCUUUCAAAACAGCACCCACAUGGGCAUAUUAAAAACCCCAUCAGAUGGUAAUCCGUACAAACACAUUGGCAUACUUGCUAAUCCCAAGUUGGGAACGAUCGGUAUAUGCAAUCAAGGAAAGUACGUGUUCACAUAUGCAAAGGGCGAGGGCGGCAUAUUGGUUUGGAAUGUCAACACAACGUCAUUGGACACUUUACAUUAUAUGGGUGGACCAGAGUUAGAACCGUAUCAUGUCCUGAUAGAAGGAGGAGCAAACGGGUGGUUCUUCAAAGAGAUUGAGGAUCUCUUCUGUUACAUACAGAUUCUGCAUCAAGAAGAUGCUUACGCAUCGCAGGCGUUCGGCGAUCGCAUUUUUAUUGAUGAUCUGCCUGAUUUAAUACGCGCAUGUGGAUUUUAUCCAAGCGAAUAUGAAGUAGAACAACUUAUUUAUGAAAUCCAAUAUAAAGACUAUGAGAAAACAGGCGAAUUGCGAGAUUCCAUCAGUUUCAUUGAAUUUGUAAAAUUAUUCCUCAAUCAUCGUCCAGCUUCUGGCGUCUCCACCGAGGAGUUGGAACAUCAUUUCAAUAUUCUACUAAAUGGUAAAGAUGAAUUAUCUCCACACGAGUUUGCCAAAAAGAUGUGUAAACUAGGGGAACCAUUUACACCUGAAUCACUCACCACAUGUCUGGACAAUCUAAUGUCAAACGAAGAUAUGACAUAUGAUGAAGAUAUUUUAGACCAAUUGCAGCCAAUCAACUUUGAAUACUUCACAAAAACAAUGCUUGGAAUUCUUCAAGAAUCGGCCUACACCGAAGCGCAGGAACGAGCUAUACGAGAAGAUUCAGAAAAUGAUUUAAGCUAGUCUAUAGUAUAUUUGGUUGCGUACAUCAAUGAAUAACUAAAUUCUAGGUUAUUUUAUAUCAACUGUACCCACAAAUGAUCAUUCUUUCCUUGUAUUUCACACAAAUUACUACAUUUUCGAUAUCAAACUUACAUUAUAUCAAUUAUCAAACAAA
Molecule: messenger RNA, 3421 nt
Organism: Dalotia coriaria
Lineage: Eukaryota; Metazoa; Arthropoda; Insecta; Coleoptera; Staphylinidae
Product: cilia- and flagella-associated protein 251-like
Exons: 18
Coding region: 97-3267 (1056 amino acids)
Cellular component (GO): motile cilium
Molecular function (GO): protein binding
Source: RefSeq, a predicted model, not a curated record